Messenger RNA from Elephantulus edwardii (Cape elephant shrew), 927 nucleotides. RefSeq names its product taste receptor type 2 member 42-like. Gene Ontology annotation, biological process: G protein-coupled receptor signaling pathway; sensory perception of taste; detection of chemical stimulus involved in sensory perception of bitter taste. Gene Ontology annotation, cellular component: membrane. Bases 1 to 927 code for a protein of 308 amino acids. The record is from RefSeq and is a predicted model, not a curated record. Gene Ontology annotation, molecular function: G protein-coupled receptor activity. The transcript has a single exon. NCBI's taxonomy places the organism in Eukaryota, Metazoa, Chordata, Mammalia, Macroscelidea, Macroscelididae.
AUGAUCUCUGCUUUGGAUAAAAUAAUUCUGAUACUGGCAGUUGGAGAAUUCAUAACUGGAAUGUUGGAGAAUGGAUUCAUUGGACUGGUAAACUGUUCUGAAUGGGUCAAGAACCAGAAGAUCUCCUCAGCUGACUUUAUCCUCACCUGCCUGGCUAUCUCCAGAAUUAUUCAGCAGUGGGUAUUACUGUGCGAAACAUUAAUAAUGGGGAUAUGUCACCGCAUGCUUACUACUAAUGGACUUGGAAAAUUUUUUAGCUCACUUUGGAGAAUGAUGAAUCACUUAACCAUCUGGCUUUCCACAUGCCUAAGCAUUUUAUACUUCCUUAAGAUAGCCCACUUCUCCCACUCUCUUUUCCUCUGGCUCAAGUGGAGAAUGAACAAAAUUAUUCUUGUUCUUUUUAUAUGUUCUUUGUCACUACUGACUUUUGAUUUUCUGGUGCAAGAACCAUUGGAUGAUUUCUGGCUGAAUGUCUAUGUGGUAGACAGAAGUAAUUUUACUUUCUAUUCAGGUUUCUAUGUUAAACACCUUAUGCUUCUUAGCUUGACCUAUUUCAUCCCCACUGUUCUGUCUUUGAUCUCAUUGUUCCUUUUAUUUCUAUCUUUGAUGAGGCAUGCCAGGAAUCUGGAACUCAGUGCUAUGGGCUCUAGGGAUUUCUGCGCAGAGGCCCAUAAAAGAGCCAUGAAAAUGGUGCUUUCUUUCCUCCUCUUCAUCAUAAUUCAAUAUUUUUCCACACAAGUAAUUAAUUGGAUGUUUUUUAAGCUCCAGGACCUCACAUUCACGAAAUUUACUAUGUUAACAUUAUCCUUCUUUCCCACAGGCCACUCAUUUAUUCUGAUUCUAGGAAACUGCAAACUGAGACAAACAGCCUUGAGGGUACUGUGCAUCUUAAAACCACUGAAAAGAGUUUGUAUAUUAACUACAUAG